Rhopilema esculentum is the source of this 2994-nucleotide messenger RNA. The record is from RefSeq and is a predicted model, not a curated record. NCBI's taxonomy places the organism in Eukaryota, Metazoa, Cnidaria, Scyphozoa, Rhizostomeae, Rhizostomatidae.
GAAAAUUGUCAAGCACCAAGACAAGUAUCCGAGGUAAGAUGCUAAAGAUUCUUAAGCAAAAAGAUAGAAGCCCUUAUGAUUCUUCGUUUGCUCUUAGAAAUUCAUACCUAUCUCUAAAAGUGGAUGGAACAGUAUUGUACUGGAAAUGAUAAAAGAUUGAGAAAGAUAACGAUGAUUUUUAUGUUUAGGGUAAAAGGAAUGUAUUCUCAGAUGUCACUUUAACUGGAUACACUGGUAAAAGAAGCUUUUCUGAAAAUUGUAAAAAUUGUAUUUUAGGAACUGGCUGCCCCUCUUGAAGAAAUGGAUGCACAUAUUUGCCAGUCAGCUACGACAAAGCAUUGCACAUCAUUCAAAGACAAGGAGUCUGAAACGGAUGUUGAAUCUCAACCCGAUCUUCAGAUUUCCAACGACGAUGCAAAUGAAAAAGAAGAUUUGAAGGAAGAAAAUAGCAGCCUCAAGGAAGCAAUCAAGGAGUUACAAAAGCAACUCGCUGACGAGAGAAAGAACAAUGAAGAUAACAAAUUCCAAAUCGAGUCUUUGAGAGUCAAAGCUAAAACGUUUGAAGACAAUUCUACCCUUUUGGCUUACGAGCUCCACGAAAUGACGGUGGAUAGAAACUCUUGCUGAAUGCAUUGGAAGGCAAGCACGAAAAGAUCAAAACCAUCCAAGCAAAAAACAAGGCAAAAGUUAAAAAGAUGGCUGAUCAACAUGAAGUAAAACUCUACGAUGAGCAGAUCAAGAGUUAUCAACUGCGUGUGCAAAACAAAAAUCUUAAAGCUGAACUCGAUCAAGUGAAGAGCGAGCUGGAAGGUCAGAAGCUGCAACUGACAGUGACAACUUUUCUAAAUGACAUUGUCAAUGAUGUAGAAGGCCACGUUAAACAGAGGGAAAUUGCGUCACUUAGAGAUCAUAUUCAGCAGCUGCAGUUUGAACUUGCUCAGGCAGAAAACGUGAAGAGGCUUCAACAACACAAAGAGGAGCAGGGAGCAGAGGAAUAUAAGAAGCUUUUUGAUCAAUAUCAAAUUGUUGAACAGCAGAACCAACUGCUUGAAGAAGACAACACACUGCUUAAGAAGAGAGUACUUGUGAUGCGCCAGGAAAAUACUGAGGCCCACGAAAAGUUCUUGGAGGAACAAACUGACCGAAUCACUGCGAAGAUGUCGUUCGUGGCACAAAUAAAGCAGCUUGAAGAGAACUGUACCAGUUUAAAAGAGGCGAAUGCAACCCUAUCUAGAGAUGGCCAACGUUUAAAGCACGCUUUCGAGAGAAAGAACCAAGACAACGAUGGACUGAUGGAAGUCAUCGAGGAACUUAUGGAAAAAGUUGAGGAGAAAGAAAACAUCAUUGAGGAACUUCAAGCAAAGAAGCGCAGAGGAUGUUUACGAAGAUUGCUCUGCUGUAGAUAUACGAAUAUAUCGCGAAACAAGAGAAGAAGAAUGCGAGAGAAGGAUCGCAUGAUUAUGCUGAACGAGGAGCUGGUUCAUUUGAGACAACAAAUGGCUGCAUUGAAAGAAGGAAGCAAUCGUUCGUCAACAGAGAUGGCAGAAUUGCGAUGCACAAACAAGCAACUUCUUGACAGUCUUCAUACCGAACGAGAAAAUUGUCAAGCACCAAGACAAGUAUCCGAGGAACUGGCUGCCCCUCUUGAAGAAAUGGAUGCAUAUAUUUGCCAGUCAGCUACGACAAAGUAUUGCACAUCAUUCAAAGACAAGGAGUCUGAAACGGAUGUUGAAUCUCAACCAGAUCUUCAGAUUUCCAACGACGAUGCAAAUGAAAAAGAAGAUUUGAAGGAAGAAAACAGCAGCCUCAAGGAAGCAAUCAAGGAGUUACAAAAGCAACUCGCUGACGAGAGAAAGAUGAACGAAGAUAACAAGAUACAAAUUGAGUCUUUGACAGGCAAAGCUAAAAUGUUUGAAGACCAUUCUACCCUUUUGGCUUACCAGCUCCAGGAAAUGACGGUGGAUAGAAACUCUUUGCUGAAUGCGCUGGAAGGCAAGCACGAAAAGAUCAAGACCAUCGAAGCAAAGUGGAAGGCAAAAGUUAAAAAGAUGGCUGAUCAACAUGAAGUAAAACUCUACGAUGAGCAGGUCAAGAGUUAUCGACUGCGUGUGCAAAACAAGAAUCUCAAAGCUGAACUCGAUCAAGUGAAGAACGAGAUGGAAGAUCAGAAGCUGCAACUGACAGUGACAAAUUUUCUAAAUGACAUUGUCAAUGACGUAGAAGGCCUCGUUAAACAGAAAGAAAGUUCGUCACUUAGAGAUCACAUUCAGCAGCUGCAAUUUGAGCUUGUUCAAGCAGAAAACGAGAAGAGGCUUCGACAGCACAAAGAGGAGCAGAGAAAAGAAGAAUAUCAGAAGCUUUUAGGCCAAUAUCAAAUUGUUGAACAGCAGAACGAACGGCUUCAACAAGACAACACACUGCUUAAGAAGAGAGUUCUUGUAAUGCGCCAGGAAAAUACUGAGGCCCACAAAAAGUUCUUGGAGGAACAAACUGACCGAAUCACUGCGAAGAUGUUGUUCGUGGCACAAAUAAAGCAGCUUGAAGAGAACUGUACCAGUUUAAAAGAGGCGAAUGCAACCCUAUCUAAAGAUAGCCAACGUUUAAAACACGCUUUCGAGAGAAAGAAUAAAGACAACGAUGGACUGAUGGAAGUCAUCGAGGAACUUAUGGAAAAAGUUGAGGAGAAAGAAAACAUCAUUGAGGAACUUCAAGCAAAGAAGCGCAGAGGAUGUUUACGAAGAUUGCUUUGCUGUAGAUGAUCAGGAUGGGAAGAGGAACCCUUAUUAACGAAAUCAAUUGUAUUUGUGUUGCGGGAACAUUUUUAGAUAGUCAUUCUGCUUUUUUGUAAAUAAUGAAUCGGUUUUAAUGAUAUUGCUAUUGCAUAAAAAUCAGCUUUUAAUGACAGUCGUUUCUACGUUUUGGACACGAUACGAAAAAGCCAUGCAUGGUGUUUAUAGAGAAGAUUUCAUCUUGGCACUCACUGUUCUAAAUGAA